Messenger RNA from Amyelois transitella, 3784 nucleotides. RefSeq lists its product as uncharacterized. The transcript has 2 exons. NCBI's taxonomy places the organism in Eukaryota, Metazoa, Arthropoda, Insecta, Lepidoptera, Pyralidae. The record is from RefSeq and is a predicted model, not a curated record. Bases 499 to 2781 code for a protein of 760 amino acids.
UGACUGUGUCUAGUAAAAGGGACCACUUUGACGAUUCUAGUUUCCGAGUUAUAUGCAUUUUUACAAAAUUUGCCGAAAAUAUGUAAAAUGGAUUUUUGUUACUAAUCGGUUAUUAAUACCUUAAAUAUCAUUUUGUGUAAAAUAAUACCUGUAUAAUUACAAUAUUUCAAUAUCCUAAUAGGUCACGAAGUUUAGUACCAAGGGUACCACUUUAAGGUAAUAUUUUACAGGCGAAAUAUUUUGAUUUAUUUCGAUCGCUGUUAUGCAGGGAAGUGAAAUAAUAAGUUGAGGGUAGGAUAAGGGGGGCGGGGGGCGAAGAUUGGGCGGUAAGCGUGGCGCGGCGCGCGCGUCGCUCACUCAGUUAGCUGGCCGGCGCGUACUCGUACGCACAUGUUAGUUGAGCAUUGCCACGCGCCGUAAAACAUCGUGAUUUUUAUCUAUGCGAGCUGCGAAUAUACAUUGUGUUUAAGUACCAAGUUUAUAACGUCACAUUUCAUCAUGGAAGACGAUACUCAAAUUUUGUUUACUGAAUAUGAUGGCGAUCAGCAGCAAACACUACAAACAACAGCUUCACAUUCAGCACAGACAUCGACGACGAAACCAAAAGAUGGAGCUUCUCAUGGAAAAUUGGAGUGUGAUUACGGUCAAUGCACAGACAUAGAUUUAAGAAAUUUUGAACAGGAGUAUUUAAAAUUCAUAAAAAAAAAUUCUGAUGAAGAAAAUCAUGAGCCUCCUAUCGAUGAUAGAUGCGAAAUAACUGGCGUUGAAUUAGUUGUACCAGAAGACCCAUCUCGUAAUUUUUUUUCUGAUACUGACGAUUUUCUCAACCAAUUGGAAAACCAUGAAGAACAACGGAUAUUUAUCGACGGUUGCGGCUGUGCUAUGUCAUGCCAAGAAAAAUUUCCCCGUGAAGCUGUGCUACAGUCCAGAUUAGAAUCACAGGAAAUGAAUACCAAAUGCGACCUAGGCCAUAAUCAUUUAAAUUUGUUUACUAUGGGUGCUCUUAAUGCUCUAACUCGUCAAGGGUCCAAUACUCUUAAAACAAACAAAAACAAAACAAAGGUAAGGAAAGCAGCUCAUACAACUUUUUUUUUUCAAGGCAUAGCUGUUUGUAAGAACUUUUUUCAGUUUGUUUAUGCAUUAGGGGAAAAAAGAUACAAAAAUAUUAAGAGCAAAGUACUUAAAGGAAAUUUAGCAACAGUGUCCUCUCCUCAUAAUUUCACGUUGAUAAGAACCAAUAAUGCCCAGCAAACAAUUGAUGCUGUAUUAUUCAAAAAAUCUUUCUCAGAACAAAAUUCAUUAGUCUUGCCAGGCCGCGUUCCAAGUUUUCAUAAUCCUGACUUACAUAUUUUACCCAGUUCAAUGAAUAAACGAUACGUGUAUGAUAAGUACCAAGAAGCGAGCAAAUUGUCCGAAAGAGAUGCUGUGAGUUUAAGAACUUGGUACAGAUUAUGGCAAACCUAUGCUCCAAAUAUUGUCAUUCAAAAGCCUCGAACGGACCUGUGUACAAAAUGCCAAGAAAAUAUUACAGCUUUAGGUAAAAUGCAAGGCUUAGAUGAAAAUGAAAAGCGCGGAUUGAUUGAAAAAUCGUCCCAACAUUUAGAUUUAGUUCAAACUGAACGUGCCUAUUACAAACAAUUGAUUGACACGUCAGCAGAUGUAUUCGGAAACCGGAAACUAGGGCAAAACCAGCCAUGCUCAUCGCCAGGAAAAAUGCAUUACUCGUUUGAUUUUGCGCAACAGGUACAUUUGCCUCAUAGCUCACAGCAAGUUGGACCUCUUUACUUUUUGGCGGGAUAUAAAAUCGGUUUGUUUGGCAUAGCCGCGGAGCCACUAAAACAAUUUGUGUUAUAUAUCAUCCCAGAAGCUUGCAAUACUGGAAAAGGUUCGAAUACCGUAAUCUCACUCCUAGACCACUUUUUCAAUAAUUUUGGGCUGGGUGAAACAGACGUCAUUUGUCAUGCUGAUAAUUGUAGCGGUCAAAAUAAAAAUAACUUCAUGAUGCAGUACGCAUUAUGGCGUACACUAACGGGGAAACAUAAAUCAUUUCAACUUUCUUUUUUGCCCGUUGGACAUACCAAAUUCGCGCCGGAUUUAUACUUCGGACUAUUUAAAAAAAAGUUCCGUCUUUCCAAUUCAAACACAGCCAGAGAUGUGUUGGAGUGCGCCGUUUCAGCUUGCCAUAAUUCAGACACAGUUACGGCAGUUCUUGUCGGUAAUGAAACUGGUGAUAUAAUGAAUGUGCAUUCAUACAAUUGGGCCGAUUUCUUUAAAAAGAAAUCUCCGCAAAGCGUGACACAGCUGCUCUCUUACAACCAUUUCAAAGCGUCUAUUGAUGAUCCUGGAGUCCUGCAUUGCACCAAAAAGUUUGAUGAUCAAGAUGUUAAAAACGUCGCAGUUUUUAAUUCCACUUGUGAUUUCACACAAAAUGCUAGUCCGACUGUAAUACCUCCUACAAGGCUAUCGUUUGAGCGACAACAGUAUUUGUUCCAAAAAAUUCGUGUCUAUGUUUCCCCUGAGGCUCAAAAUGUCUUGUGUCCAGAACCUAUAAAAAUCGUUGCAAUAAGUGCUAUAGAAGAUCCGUUACUUGACGUCGAAAUGCCGCUCAUAGAUACUGAAUCAGCCACCCCGUCGACGUCGGCGCUCACAGUAGUGGAAAGCCAAAAACGAAAAACACCCAAAUGCGGCUACUGUGGUGAAAUGGGCCACAGAAAUCAAAAAAGGAGUAAUGUAUAUUUUUGUAAAAAAAGAGAACUUGAUGAGCGCCUUGAAUCCAGUUAACUGUAUUUACCAAGUAAAAAAAUGUGAUUUAUUUUGAUUAUAGUAAGUACUUUAAUUUGACAAGUUGUUGUGUGUGAUUUUUUUAUUUUUGUAAACAAGUAAAGUUUAGUGACAAAGUGGUACCUGACUUAGUAUAUUAAUUAUUUUUUCCUUAGAAAUGUAUAAAAUGUAGAAGAAACUUACUUUAAUGUUGAAAAAUAUUUACUUUACUAUUUAACAUAGUGACAACACGUUAUAUUUUAUUAUAAAAACAUGUUAAAUAGUAGUUAUUUUACUUGUGACACUAAACUUUACUAAGCCCCCCAAGUGGUACCCUAAUUAUUCUUCCAUAGUAAAAUGAUCGUCAAACCACUAAACUUAAAACACGAUAAUUUCUCUAAAUAUUGCAUUAAGUAUCGUUAAUUAUGUUUGGAUCUCUGUGCUAAAGUAUAUUUUGGCUAAUUUUGUGAUAUAACUUAAAAAAUAUAUAUUAUUUAGUUGAUUUUUGUUUAUGAGACUGAUUAGAACUGAUUUAUAGAAAUGUUAGUAUUUUCGAUUAAAAACAUAGAAAAUACUGGUCUUUUUUUAUUUUUUCCCUUCUAUUAUUGCCUAAAAUAUAUUACCAUAAUUAAUAAUUCAUUGUUUAAAAGGUAUUUUCUUAAGAUUAUGAGUAAUUAAGAUACUUGAUUUUUUUCCUACUCCUGCAAGUUCUUCCUUGACUACCUUCCAAAUCAUUAUAGUUAUUGAGACCAUUGAUGCCUGAAUUUAAUCUUUGAUAAUACUAGAUUAGCUUGAUACCAAUCAUUCCAUAACUUCCUAGUAGAAGUGUAUUUUUCACGAGCAUAAACUUUAAAAUCAAUUUUCUCGACUCGUACAUUUUGCCUACUGCAUGUUUAAAAAUGUAUAAAAAAAUAAUUAUUGCACCUAGGAAAACGAUUCUUUUUUUACUGAAUAGCUAAUUUUACCUAGUUUUAGGAGAUAUUAAUAACUCCAUACCGGUAAAGUGGUCCCUUUUCCCAGACAC